Photinus pyralis (common eastern firefly) is the source of this 1427-nucleotide messenger RNA. RefSeq names its product 60 kDa lysophospholipase-like. NCBI's taxonomy places the organism in Eukaryota, Metazoa, Arthropoda, Insecta, Coleoptera, Lampyridae. The record is from RefSeq and is a predicted model, not a curated record. Gene Ontology annotation, biological process: amino acid metabolic process. Gene Ontology annotation, molecular function: asparaginase activity. The transcript is spliced from 8 exons. The coding region runs from base 171 to 1280 and encodes 369 amino acids.
UACUACUAUUGCUACUGUAGUACAGCUCUUUAAUAUAGACGUUAACCACUCGGAAGCGCGUUGACGUAUUUGUUGUUUAAUAAAAUUAUCAUAUGUACGUAAGGUUCGCGGGUAUUAAGGUUAAAUUCGUUUAGAAUCAGUUAGUUACCUACGUGACCAGCGAGAUCAAAAUGCCAGGUGAAUGCAAAGAAAUAAAGAAGGUGUUGGUGGUUUAUACCGGUGGAACAAUUGGUAUGCAAAAAAAUCAUAAAGGUGUGUAUGUGCCAUCACCACACCCCUUAACGCGCCAGUUGAGAAACAUCCCGGAGUUGCACAAUAAAGAAUACGCUGAGUUGUACUUUGGCGAACAAAGAUCCGACGAGCUCAUAAUUCCGUACAUUUACGAGGAGCAAGUUGUAGUGUACACAGUUAUCGAAUAUGACCCGUUGUAUGAUUCGAGCAACAUGUCCGUCAAGGACUGGAUCAGAAUCGCUACCGAUAUUGAGACCUACUAUUACAAAUACGAUGGCUUUGUAAUUUUGCACGGUACGGAUACAUUGGCGUAUACAGCCUCUGCGCUAUCCUUCAUGCUAAAUGGCUUGCAAAAGCCAGUCGUACUAACUGGAUCUCAGAUUCCGAUAUAUGAAAAUAGGAGUGAUGCGAAGAGUAAUUUUCUAGCGUCACUUAUAAUCGCUGCCUGUUUCAACGUUUCUGAAGUGUGCGUGUAUUUUUCGAACAAGCUCUUUCGAGGUAAUCGUACGGCGAAGGUGAGCACAAAUCUGCUGGACGCAUUCGAUUCCCCUAACAUUCCGCCUUUGGCUAAUAUUGGAAUUGAUAUCACAAUGAACCGCAGUUUAACGCUUAAAAGUAAUCGUGAAGAGGAAUUCGUUGUUAGUAAAAAUUUAAAUCCUAACGUUGUUGUCUUGUCUGUCUUUCCAACGAUUACUGGGGCGAUGAUCAAGUCGUUUAUUGGAAAAGGUGUGGACGGUGUGGUCUUGCAGAGUUACGGUGCUGGUAACGUUCCCACAAAUCGAAAGGACGUGUUGGAUGUGUUUAGGGAGGCAAUUGAAAGUGGGGUAAUCAUCGUAAACAUAACGCAAUGCGCACAAGGGGCGGUUGCGCCGACUUACGAAACGGGGCAAGCCUUAAAGGAAAUUGGUUUAAUAUGCGGGUACGAUAUGACGGUCGAAGCUGCGCUCACCAAACUUUCGUACGUUUUGGGACAAGAUCAGUUACUAUUAGAAGAAAAAAAGAAGCUUAUAAGUAUUAACCUCAGAGGGGAGCUCACAGAUGGCCAAUGACAUAAGAUAAAUUUUGUUGUUGAAGUUAUUUAUUGUACUAAUUACUUAUUUAUUUAUUAUCAGUGCAAGUGUGUUGUUAAAUUAACAACGUGCAGGUAUUAUUGUAAAAUGUAUUGUUAUAAUGCAAUAAAAUGUGAUGAACUUUUU